Pyrus x bretschneideri (Chinese white pear) is the source of this 2079-nucleotide messenger RNA. Its product is annotated as adenylate isopentenyltransferase 5, chloroplastic. The record is from RefSeq and is a predicted model, not a curated record. NCBI's taxonomy places the organism in Eukaryota, Viridiplantae, Streptophyta, Magnoliopsida, Rosales, Rosaceae. Gene Ontology annotation, biological process: tRNA modification; cytokinin biosynthetic process. Gene Ontology annotation, cellular component: mitochondrion. Gene Ontology annotation, molecular function: tRNA dimethylallyltransferase activity.
CACUCCAUUGAAGUCAUAAGAAAACCCUAUACAACCCUUCGUUGCUUUAGUUUUCUCCCACCACUAUAAAAUCCCCAAGCUCUCAUCUCUUCUGCUUAGGCAGUGAUCAUUCAGCUUCAAAAACUUCAUUUUCUCAGAAAACCCACAGUUUUCCUCCGCAACCGUAUUUUUUUUUUUAAAAAAAAGGGAAGCUAGUACAAGAUAUACCUAGAGAGAAAACCCAUCUAUACAUAACCAUCACCAUUCAUUCUACCGAUCGAUCACCCUAACUACCUUGCCAGUAGGCUAACCCCAGUGGCUUGCAUCUCUCGGUGGCUCUCUCGUCUCUCUUUAAUACUCUACAUCAAGAAGUUUUUACAAGCCAUUUUUAUCCAACAAUUCGCCGCGUUUAUUGUAAUUGAAGGUUUCAAUUAAUAACAAAAUGAGAAUUCUCAUGUCUGCCUUCAAACAAGUAGUACAGCCGAUGGUGAGCUUCCAGGGCCCCGCGCUUACCAACAUCAACAUGGAUCCAUUUUUCCGGAGAAAAGAUAAGGUUGUGAUCGUAAUGGGAGCCACCGGGACUGGCAAGUCCCGGCUUGCCAUAGACCUCGCAAUGCAUUAUCCGGCGGAGAUUAUAAACUCGGACAAAAUGCAAGUCUACAAAGGCUUGGACAUCGUCACCAACAAAGUCACCGAGGAAGAGUGUAAAGGCAUACCUCACCAUUUGAUAGGCAAAGUCGAUCCCAACUCAAAUUUUACUGCCAAUGAUUUCAAGCACCAUGCGUCGUUGGCCAUCGAAUCCAUCUUGGAGCGUGACAGACUGCCGAUCAUUGCGGGUGGUUCGAAUUCGUACAUUGAAGCCUUGGUGGAUAAACACUCGGAGUUUCGAAUGAAGUACGAGUGUUGCUUUCUUUGGGUUGAUGUGGCCAUCCCUGUGCUCCACUCUUUCGUGUCGAAGAGAGUGGAUCGGAUGGUGAAGGUGGGUUUGGUGGACGAGGUGAGGAAAAUGUUUGACUCUACGACUGAAGCAGAAUAUACGCAUGGAAUCAGGCAAGCCAUAGGCGUGCCUGAAAUGCAUGAGUAUUUACACUGCGAAGCGAGUGGUAGUAACGAUGAUGAAACCCAAGAGAGGCUUCUUCAAGCAGCAAUUUCUAAAAUCAAAGAAAAUACUUGCAUUUUGGCGUAUCGCCAAUUGCAAAAGAUCCGCCGGCUGCAAGCUCGGCGGGGUUGGAACAUGCACCGCCUUGAUGCCACGGAGGCCUUCUUAAAGCACCAAGGGGAGGCGGAUCAAGCAUGGGAAAAAUUCGUGGCAACACCUGCCACGCGGAUGGUGGAUAAGUUCCUUUUGGACCCAAUUCCCUCCAUUCUUCCGACAGAGGCCGAUCAAGCCACCGCGAUUCUUUCCACGUCUAUGCCGACAGUGGCUGCCGCAACACGGUAACUAGAGGAAGUAGGCCUUGGCCUAAACAUAGAAUCUCCAUUAUCGCUCUAAUCUGGUCGGCCAUUUCUGCAGUAAAAAGGAAAAAAAUCUUAAGAUGAAAAAUAUAGUUAGAAACGUUGCUGUCACUAUCAGGUGGUUAAGUUGAAAGGAACCGGAUUCUCUCUAGAUCUAUAUAUACUGAGCCUGCUGAGUAUGCAAUUUAGGUCGUUGAAAUUUAAUUCAACGGUUACGAUUAUUAUAAUUUUUAAAGAAUUCUCUGUUUAUAACCGUUUGAUCAAAUUUUAACAGUCCGGAUCACAUAUUUAGUAGCCCAAUUUUAUUGGCUCUAGAGGGGAUCCGGUUCCAUCGAAAGUACCUUUACAUCUUUGGGUGGCGGUAAAGUUGGAAGCAUUUUGGAAAUCCGUGCUGGCUGCUUUGAAGUGCUUUCUUACAGUUCGUUUGUCCGUACGAACCACGAUGUGCGGUGCGCCUGCGUCACAUCAUCAUCAAUCAUGAGUUGCUCAAUAGGCUGUGGGGGUCCAUAUAUUAGGGCCCAUUAACUUCUCGUGUGUGAAGUAAAUAUAUGAGUGUAAGUAGAGAGUGGUGUUUUUUUUACCUUUUAGAUUGUGUACCGUUUUUACACCAUGGGAGAUGAUGAGCUCUUGGCUCUUUUUAUUUUA